AUGGCGAUUGAGAAGAAGCACGGCAAAGGCCGUUUGGACAAAUACUACUACCUCGCCAAAGAGAAGGGCUACCGCUCGCGUGCCGCCUUCAAGCUCGUCCAGCUCAACAAGAAGUACGGUUUCCUGCAAAAGUCAAGAUGUCUGAUCGAUUUGUGCGCUGCCCCCGGUGGUUGGCUGCAGGUCGCCGCAGAGACCAUGCCCAUCAAGUCACUCAUCGUUGGUGUUGAUCUGGCUCCCAUCAAGCCCGUUCCCAAGACAAUCACUUUCCAGGGAGAUAUCACCACCGACAAGACUCGCGCCAUCAUCCGUGGACAUCUCAAGACCUGGAAGGCCGACACUGUCAUUCACGAUGGUGCUCCCAACGUUGGUACUGCCUGGGUACAGGAUGCUUUCAGUCAGAACGAGCUGGUCUUGCACUCUCUGCGUCUCGCAUGCGACUUCCUCGGUCCCGGUGGAAACUUUGUCACCAAGGUCUUCCGUUCCAAGGACAGCGCAAAGCUCGAGUGGACUUUCAAGCAACUCUUCGACAAGGUCGAGCAGACCAAGCCCCCAUCCUCGCGUAACGUCUCGGCCGAAACCUUCUACGUCUGCCGUGGCUACAAGGCUCCCAAGAACCUCGAUCCCCGUUUCCUCGACCCCCAGUACGCUUUUGCCGAAGUCAAGGAUGCCGUCCCCAACAACGAGGCCAAGGUCUUCAACCCUGAAGUCAAGAAGAGAAAGAGAGAGGGUUAUGACGAGGGCGACUGGACCCAAUACCACGAAGUCCCCGUCAGCGAGUUCAUCCAGACAACCGAUCCCAUCGCUAUUCUUGGUGGCAUGAACAAGCUUACCUUCAACCAAGCUGGGAAUGGCGACAUUGCUCUGGCUACCAUCGACAAACUCCCUGAGACGACCGAAGAGGUCCGAAUCUGCUGUAACGAUCUGAAAGUCCUCGGAAAGAAGGAGUUCCGCCUGCUCUUGAAAUGGCGUCUUCAAGUCCGCGAGCGCUUCGGCUUCAGCACAAAGUCCACCGAUCACAAGAAGGCCACCGAGGCCGNNAGAAGGAGGCCAAAGCAGCGGAAGACGAUGAGGAAGCCGCCGAAGUCGAAAAGCAUGGACGAGGAGAUGAAGCUACAGGAAGAGUUGCAAAAGAUGAAGGACAUGCAGAGCAAGGACAAGAGAAAGCUGCGCCGCAAGGAGAACGAGAAGAAGCAGAAAGAGAUUGUCCGUCUGCAGAUGAACAUGACUACACCCAUGGAAAUCGGUAUGGAACAGGCUGGUCCCAACGGUGAGGACGCCAUGUUCCAGCUCAAAGCUGUCGACAAGGCUGGUCUUACUGGAAAGCUGCAAAAGGGCAAGAUGCAAGUCGUGCCUGUGACUGAGAAGAAAGAUGACGAGUUCGAUCUCGAAUACACCGAUGACGAGCUGGGUGAUGGUCUCGAAGGCGAGCUCGACGUGAUGUACAACCAAUACCAAGAGAAGCGUGAAGCAAGAGACGCCAAAAUCCGUGCCAAGAAGGCUAGAAAGGAACGCAACGAAGAUGGCGAGUUUGAGGGCUUCUCAAAUGACGAGGAAGCUGACAGCGAUGACGAUGCCCCUGCCAUCGAAUACGACAGCGACUCUGACGAAGACGAGGAACCCGGACAACUCAUCACUGACCUCGACAAUUCUGCCGCCCCUGCAAAUGGUCUUACAAAACGUGCGGCCAACUUCUUCGACCAGGAUCUCUUCAAGGAUAUUGACGGACUUGACGGAUUAGAAGAUGAGGAGCCAGUCAAGGACCUCGAUAGCGGUAUCGAAAUGGACUCUUCCUCCGCCUCGCCACCCCUCAAGGCCGAGAAGCCCGCAGCCAAAAAGGUCGAGAAACCUGUCAAGGAAAAGAAAGAGAAGGUCAAGAAGUCAAAGGUCCCCACACCCGCCGAACUCGCCGCCGAAGAAGCAGCAUACGAGACGGACGAUUCCUCAGAUGGCGGCUUCGAAAUCGUCAAGAACACACAGUCACAAUGGGACAAGGACGAAGACGCCAUUCCCCUUAAGAACGGACGUCCCAACAUCGACAUCAUCACCGCCGAAGCAAUGACGCUCGCCCACCAACUUGCUACUGGCCAAAAGACAAAACACGACCUCUUGGACGACAACUUCAACAAGUACUCGCUGCGCGACGUCGACGGCCUACCCGAAUGGUUCCUCGACGACGAAGGCAAAAAUUCCAAACCCCACCGCCCCAUCACCAAAGAAGCCGCCGCCGCAAUCAAGGAAAAGAUGCGCGCCUUCAACGCCCGCCCCAUCAAGAAGGUCCGCGAAGCAAAGGCUCGAAAGCAACUCCACGCAGCCCAGAAACUUGAAAAGCUCAAGCGCAAAUCUGCAUUGCUUGCCGAGAGCGAGGAUGUGUCUGAAAAGGACAAGGCAAACAACAUUUCCAAGAUUAUGGCUAGAGCAGGCAAGUCGAAGAAGAGAAAGCCCGUGCAAGUUGUUGUGGCAGGUAAGGGUAAGCAUCGCGGUGCUGGUAGACCUGGCGGUGUCAAGGGUAAAUACAAGAUGGUGGAUGCACGUCUGAAGAAGGAUGUCAGAGCUGAGAAGAGACUGAAGAAGAAGAUGGGUAAGAAGUAG
This is a messenger RNA of Aureobasidium uvarum, 2589 nucleotides long. The record is from the annotation of a GenBank genome assembly. Lineage: Eukaryota; Fungi; Ascomycota; Dothideomycetes; Dothideales; Saccotheciaceae.